Molecule: messenger RNA, 309 nt
Organism: Talpa occidentalis (Iberian mole)
Lineage: Eukaryota; Metazoa; Chordata; Mammalia; Eulipotyphla; Talpidae
Gene: SPINK8
Product: serine peptidase inhibitor Kazal type 8 (putative)
Exons: 4
Coding region: 1-309 (102 amino acids)
Molecular function (GO): protein binding
Source: RefSeq, a predicted model, not a curated record
AUGAAGGGGUCCUUCUCGAAUGUCAUUCUUGUUCUGGCCAUGUCCACCUGUGCUGUCCUUGCAGCUGACUUCUCUCUUCCUGCAGCUUCCAAAGGGGCUCACCUCCAAGAGACAAAGGUUGAGUGUAUCAAGAAUAUAAAUAAGUGCUGGGCUUUCUCCUACAUUAAGCCAAGUGAACUCAUAUGUGGCAGUGACCAGGUUACCUACAAUGGUGAAUGUCAUCUCUGUUUCAAAAUUCUAUAUGAAGAGCUUAACAUAACUAAACUGUAUGAUGGUCCAUGUGUAAGUAAAGCCACUUUUUCAUUUUAA